This is a messenger RNA of Parnassius apollo (apollo), 1371 nucleotides long. The record is from the annotation of a GenBank genome assembly. NCBI's taxonomy places the organism in Eukaryota, Metazoa, Arthropoda, Insecta, Lepidoptera, Papilionidae.
AUGAACCUUUUAUCCCGAGGAAGUAAUAAAAUAUCACGACUUAUUCAAAAUUACUGUAAAGUAAAAGAAAUAGGUUCACAAAGACUUCGUUCUAAAACUGAUAUGGAGCUUAAAUAUCGAGAAGAUCCUGUUGUGAUAAAACUUGAUACACCAGAAUUUAAGAAUAUAUUUACUCAAGAAGUUUUGGAUCUUAUGAAUUUAUUUGAAAAAUAUCGUUAUGAAAUUCGAAUCGCUGGAGGAGCUGUAAGAGAUUUACUAAUGGGAAAACAACCAAAAGAUCUGGACUUUGCAACAACUGCAACACCACAAGAAUUAAAAGAAAUGUUUACUAAAGAAAAUAUAAGAAUGAUUAACAUGAGUGGUGAGAAGCAUGGCACUAUCACACCAAGAAUAAAUGAUAAGGAGAACUUUGAAGUUACUACUUUAAGAGUGGAUGUGAUCACUGAUGGAAGGCAUGCUGAGGUGAAGUUUACUAAAGAUUGGAAACUUGAUGCAAACAGGAGAGAUCUCACCAUAAAUUCUAUGUUUUUAGGUUUUGAUGGCUCUGUUUAUGAUUAUUUUUUUGGGUAUGACGAUUUAAAAAAUAAGCAAGUUGCUUUUGUUGGGGAUGCUGAUAUCAGGAUAAAGGAAGAUUAUCUGAGGAUAAUGCGGUAUUUUAGGUUCUAUGGUAGAAUAGCUGACAAACCAGACAAACAUGAUGAAAACACUCUCAAGAUUAUUAAAAAUAAUGCAAGUGGCUUGCAAAAUAUAUCAGGAGAAAGAAUUUGGAUGGAGCUAAAAAAGACACUACAAGGAAACUUUGCAGGAGAUUUACUUAAAACUAUGUUAAAUGUAGAUAUUGGAAAAUAUAUUGGAAUACCAAAUCCAAAUAUAGAAGAAUUGGACAAACUUUUGAAGCGAAGUCAGCAUUUGGAUCUUCAUCCAAUGAGUUAUUUGGCAGCUCUUCUAAAUGAUAUUGACGCUGUUACCGUAGUUCACAGCCGUCUCAAAUUCUCAGGGUAUGACAGAGAUAUGGCAUACUUUCUAGUGGAACACAGAGGUGAACACGAAGAAACAUCAACACGGCCUUUACUACCUUAUGAAAAAUUAAUACUGAAAACUAAAAUGAAGCAGAAAGAUGCAGUAGAAUAUACUCGAGAAUUGCUUAAAUAUAAAGGUGAUGAGACCCUUUUACAGCUUUUUGUCAAAUGGGAUAUACCAAGAUUCCCUAUGAAUGGUAAAAUCCUUAAAGACAAUGGAGUUCCACCUGGCAAAAUGUACGGGCCCAUUAUUAAUAAGUUAAAAGAUAUUUGGAUUGAAAAUGAGUAUAAACAGACAGCUGAAGAUCUGGUCAAAUUAAUUCCUAGCAUAAUAGAAGAAUUCGAAAGAUGA